GCCCGAGCCCGAGCGCAGACGGACGGACGGACUGAUCGACGCACGGACGGCUCCACGCGCGCACGCGAGCGCCUUCUCCCCGGGUGUCCACAGUAGGGAAUCCCUACCCAGCUGAAGCCAAGAUGUCUAGCAAGCGGGCCAAGGCUAAGACCACCAAAAAGCGGCCCCAGCGGGCCACAUCCAAUGUCUUCGCCAUGUUUGACCAGUCCCAGAUCCAGGAGUUUAAGGAGGCCUUCAACAUGAUCGAUCAGAACCGCGAUGGCUUCAUCGACAAGGAGGACCUCCACGACAUGCUUGCCUCUCUGGGGAAGAACCCCACGGAUGAGUACCUGGAGGGCAUGAUGAGUGAGGCGCCCGGGCCCAUCAAUUUCACCAUGUUCCUCACCAUGUUCGGAGAGAAGCUCAAUGGCACGGACCCCGAAGACGUGAUCCGCAACGCCUUCGCCUGCUUCGACGAGGAGGCCUCAGGCUACAUCCACGAGGACCACCUGCGGGAGCUACUUACCACCAUGGGCGACCGCUUUACGGAUGAGGAGGUGGACGAGAUGUGCCGUGAGGCGCCCAUUGAUAAGAAAGGCAACUUCGACUACGUGGAGUUCACCCGCAUCCUCAAACACGGCGCCAAGGACAAGGACGACUAGGCCAGCCUGGCCCCCCUGACACCUGGGGCCCUGUCCUGGUCCCUCCACACCACACUCACACUCAACUGUACCAGCUGCGCUGCCACGUCCCAAAAAACCCUCUCAGGUUCCCUCCCCACAAGGGGCUUAGAAUGGGGGCUCUCGGGGCAAGAAACGGGCCGCUGGCUGAGGCCGGGGUACAUAGAGGCUGGCAGCAACAACUCCACCAUGGCUGAACACACUCAUGCAAGGAAGACCAUGCUCUGGGAGGUGAGCCAAGGGCGGGACCAAGAGGCACCAAGGAGAGACCCCUGAAGACAGAUGGCCAGCCUGCUGUGGCUACUAUUCCUGGGCUGCUCCCCAGGAGGAAGGUGUCCAUGUCCAGAUGCCAGACACCACUUCCCAGCACACGCGCACACACACACACACAGAUCCACGCUCACCACAUACCUUGAAAGGACAGUAGACCUUCCCUCUAUGUCCGUCCAGCCACCAGAAUGCACCCAGUCCAUCUGGGGGUGCUCAGGAAGGUACACCAUACAGGGGUGAUUGUCCCAGGGGACAUGGAGUCUCCAAUACAAGGCUGAGCACUAA
Jaculus jaculus (lesser Egyptian jerboa) is the source of this 1214-nucleotide messenger RNA. RefSeq names its product myosin light chain 9 (gene Myl9). Bases 123 to 641 code for a protein of 172 amino acids. NCBI's taxonomy places the organism in Eukaryota, Metazoa, Chordata, Mammalia, Rodentia, Dipodidae. Gene Ontology annotation, cellular component: myofibril; stress fiber; cytoplasm. The transcript is spliced from 4 exons. The record is from RefSeq and is a predicted model, not a curated record. Gene Ontology annotation, molecular function: calcium ion binding. Gene Ontology annotation, biological process: myofibril assembly; platelet aggregation.